AUGGCAACUCAAGCAGGUCUUUUCACUCCCACUAUCACCACUUCAAAGUCCCUGGCUCCAUGGAACCCAUCUUCACCAUUUUCAUUAGCUACCCCCAAGUCCAUCAACUUCUCCAUGGAUCAGAGAACUAGCAUCAGGGCUGCAGCUGCAGAUGAAGCUGCUGCUACCGCUGCCACAAAGGAAGCUCCGGUGGGUUUCACCCCUCCAGAAUUGGACCCAAACACCCCAUCACCCAUCUUCGGAGGAAGCACUGGUGGGCUGCUGAGAAAAGCCCAAGUUGAAGAAUUCUAUGUCAUCACAUGGGAUUCACCCAAAGAACAAAUCUUUGAGAUGCCAACUGGUGGUGCAGCCAUCAUGAGACAAGGACCUAACUUGCUCAAGCUGGCCAGGAAAGAACAAUGCUUGGCUUUGGGUACCAGACUGAGGUCUAAGUACAAGAUCAAGUACCAGUUUUACAGGGUUUUCCCUAAUGGUGAGGUCCAAUACCUCCACCCCAAAGAUGGAGUUUAUCCUGAGAAAGUGAACCCAGGUCGCCAAGGAGUUGGCCAGAACUUCAGAUCAAUUGGGAAGAAUGUCAGUCCCAUUGAAGUUAAGUUCACUGGGAAACAAGUUUAUGACUUGUAAGAUGAGAGAAUGCUUAAUUAGGGAUGAUGAUGUAACAACCAUGAUUAUCUGACUACAUAAAAGUCUCUGUUAAUUGUUAUAUGUGGCACAUGUACUUCCCUUUUCAUUGCCCAUUGGUUUCCUGUAUUUCGUCCAUCUUCAUAGGCUUAUGAAUUAUGUUUGAAGAUGUAAGUGCUUGAUGUCUAUGAUAAGCAAAAGGAGUUUCUGGUAGAA
This is a messenger RNA of Gossypium arboreum, 837 nucleotides long. RefSeq names its product photosystem I reaction center subunit II, chloroplastic-like. The record is from RefSeq and is a predicted model, not a curated record. Lineage: Eukaryota; Viridiplantae; Streptophyta; Magnoliopsida; Malvales; Malvaceae. The transcript has a single exon. The coding region runs from base 1 to 624 and encodes 207 amino acids. Gene Ontology annotation, biological process: photosynthesis. Gene Ontology annotation, cellular component: photosystem I reaction center; photosystem I.